GGUUGAAUUCUUGUCUGACAGAGAAGACUAACCCACCCAGUCAGUGUGGACCGAUGAAGACCAGUCUCUUCUAUGGCUGGUUUUAGGCCUGUGGUCCUUUAACCCCCUUUCAUUUUUUGUAUCCAUUAUUAUAAUCAUCAUAAAUAUUUUUCACUUUUUAUUUUAUUUUAUUUUCUUUUGAUAAAUAUAUAAUAAUGGCUCCUCUCAUCUGAUUUAAGACUGGUAUAUAAAUUUAAAAAAAAAAAAAAAAAAAAAACAAUAUUUGCAGAAUUCAGAGCAGUUGAGCACUCCCCCCUCUCAGCUCAGAGGACUGCUUAUUUUUCAGUCUUCAUUUCAUUGCUCUCCCAAUUAAUCAGGCAGCUCAAUCAAAUAAAUUUAAUAUUUGUUCUGAGGAUUAUUAGGUAUCGGAAUUUGAAUCAGCUGCAGCGAUUACAGCAUGGUUGCGUUCAAUUGGUGGUGCUGCUGAACGAUUUGGAGGAACGAAGUUCAUAGAUCUGGGUAGUUAGUAGCAAUCUUAGUUGUUUGAAGUCAGCAAUUAUCAGACUGCGAUGCGAGUGCGAUGGAUCCUAUAAGUGGAGCUAACAAUAUGAGCAGCAAUUCGAAUUUGGCCUCGAAGCAGAGGCUUCGUUGGACGCAUGAGCUGCAUGAACGAUUUGUCGAUGCUGUAGCACAGCUUGGUGGGCCAGAUCGAGCUACUCCUAAAGGCGUUCUCAGAGUUAUGGGAGUUCAAGGGCUAACGAUUUACCAUGUAAAAAGCCACUUACAGAAGUACAGGCUUGCCAAGUAUCUUCCAGAUUCUUCUUCUGAUGCUUAUGUACAAGGGAAAAAAGCCGAAAAUAAAGAAUCUGGAGAUAUCCUUUCGGGCUUGGAUGGUUCAUCUGGAAUGCAAAUCACCGAAGCACUCAAACUGCAGAUGGAGGUUCAAAAACGACUGCACGAGCAAUUGGAGGUGCAAAGACAGCUACAAUUGCGAAUAGAAGCCCAAGGAAAAUACUUAAAAAAGAUAAUCGAAGAACAACAGCGCUUAAGCGGAGUUCUUCCCGAAGCACCUGGCACAGAGGAUAAUAAGAUUUGCCCAGAAUCCGAUAAUAAAACCGAUCCAGCAACACCCGCUCCAACAUCAGAAUCACCGUUUUCAGACAAGCCACCCAAAGAACACACCCUUGUAAAGAGUCUCUCUCUUGAUGAGUCAUUCUCCUCUCACCAUCACGAACCAUUAACCCCUGAUUCUGACUGUCACGUGACUUCACCGGUCGAGGCCCCCACGAGUGAUGAUGUGGCGUUUGCGAAAUCGGAGAUGGUUAAUCUCGGCCAUUCGAUUCUGGAGUCGAGCUUGAGCCCUUGUUACAAUCAACAGCAGCAGCAUUCGGUUUUCUUGACGAGACAGCAGUUUGAUUGUUCUAUGGAAGUGCCAGCUGGCGGUGAAAAUACGAUGGAGAAGGUGUCUGGCGGCAAUGUGUAAAUUCGUAGUGGGUGCAAUGUUUAGCUUCGAUAUUUGUGCUGCUCUACUCGAUUGUCUGUUGUUCUGUGUAUUAAGAAACCUUAUUCAUAUGUAGAGACGUUAGGAAGAGAGAGUGUCAGAUUUAGAAAACGUUGUAUUUCGGGAUGUUUUUAUGAAGUUGUGUUUCGAUAAACGGGUGAAUGUUCAUAU
Erythranthe guttata (spotted monkey flower) is the source of this 1651-nucleotide messenger RNA. RefSeq names its product myb family transcription factor PHL7. NCBI's taxonomy places the organism in Eukaryota, Viridiplantae, Streptophyta, Magnoliopsida, Lamiales, Phrymaceae. Gene Ontology annotation, molecular function: DNA binding; DNA-binding transcription factor activity. The record is from RefSeq and is a predicted model, not a curated record.